Messenger RNA from Magnolia sinica, 2388 nucleotides. RefSeq names its product pentatricopeptide repeat-containing protein At4g20090. Gene Ontology annotation, molecular function: protein binding. Lineage: Eukaryota; Viridiplantae; Streptophyta; Magnoliopsida; Magnoliales; Magnoliaceae. The transcript has a single exon. The record is from RefSeq and is a predicted model, not a curated record. Bases 267 to 2207 code for a protein of 646 amino acids.
AAUCCUCAAUGGCAUGUUUUUCUACAUCACUUCUUCUUCGACCCUCUAAAACCCAUAAAUUACACUCAUACCAUCUGCCCACUUCAAAACCUCCUCCUCUUCUUCUACCCUCUAAAACCCAUAAAUUACACUCAUACCAUCUUCCCACUUCAAAACCUCCUCCUCUCCUCAAACUGAAAUCUUCACACUCCAAUCUCCCAGAAAAUUCCUACAAAACCCUAUGAAGAUGAUGCCUCCUUUCCACUCAAUUCCAACCUAACUAAACAAUGCCCAUCUCAUAUCUAAUCAGAAAAUCUCAAAAAUCGAAGCUUUUCUCAAUUCCAUGUAAGUUCUCAAUCCCCUUUUCUCUUUCCUUUUCAUCUCAAACCGUCUCUUCCGAUGCUUCUGAUAUUGAAUCCAAUGGAGACAAUUUCGACCCCCCUUUGGCUGAUGGAAUCUUCAGCUCAAGCCCCCAAAUGGGUUCUUUCAAACGGGGCGAUCCAACCUUCCAUUCCCUCGUAAUGAAGUACGCUGAUUCGGGCGAUUUUAGUUCGUUGGAACGGGUUCUCGAUCGAAUGAAGAGAGAAAAUAGAGUCUUUACGGAGAAGAUAAUCAUUAGUGUAAUCAAGGCAUAUGGAAAUGCGGGUUUGCCGGAUAAGGCAUUGGACGUGUUCGAUGGAAUGCUUGGGGAGUUUGGAUGCAAGCAAACCAUCCGAUCUUUUAAUUGUGCUCUUAAUGUUCUUGUUCAUUUAGGUCAUUAUGAACAGGCUUUUGGGUUCUAUUCACGUGCAAAUUCAAUGGGUAUUUCACCGAAUUUUCUUACUUUCAAUUUAGUUAUCAAGGCUUUGUGUAGAAUAGGAUCGAUAGAUGGAGCGAUUGAAUUGUUCCGUGAAAUGCCACUUCGGAAUUGUAGUCCCGAUGCAUUCACUUAUAGCACGUUGAUGGAUGGGCUGUGCAAGUUGGGCCGCACCAAUGAAGCGGUAUCUUUGUUGGACGAAAUGCAGAUUGAGGGGUGUUUUCCGUCUGCUGUGACUUUUAACAUUUUGAUUAAUGGGCUUUGUCGGGAGGGUGAUUUGGGCCGAGCGUCGAAGAUCGUUGAUAAUAUGUUUCUUAAAGGGUGUGUCCCAAAUGAAGUCACUUACAACACUCUUCUUCAUGGUUUGUGUUUGAAAGGGAAGGUGGAUAAGGCUGUUGCUCUUUUGAAUCGAAUGGUGUCAGACAAAUGUGUACCUAACAUUGUUACAUAUGGUACACUUAUUAAUGGGCUUGUUAAGCAAGGGAAAACCUCUGAUGCGAUAAGAAUAUUAGCUUUUAUGGAGGAAAGGGGACAGUGUCCAAAUGAAUAUGUUUAUUCAUCCCUUGUUAGUGGGUUGUUUAAGGCAGGCAAUUCGGGUGAGGCAAUGCGGUUGUGGCAGGAUAUGAAGGAGAAGGGAUGUAGAGCAACUACUGUUGCCUAUAGCGCAUUUAUAGAUGGGCUUUGUAGAGAAGGGAAUGUUGUUGAAGCUAGAAGGGUUCUUUCUGAGAUGGUGGAGAAGGGUUGUAGUCCUAAUGUCUUGACGUAUAGCUCCUUAAUGAGGGGGUUCUUCAAGGCAGGUGACAGCCAAGGAGCACUUGUUGUGUGGAAGGAGAUGGUGGAAAAUGGGUGUGCUCCGAAUGAGUUUAGCUACAGUAUCUUAAUACAGGGUCUUUGUGAGGAUGGGAAGUUGAAGGAGGGGAUGAUGGUGUGGAAGCACAUGUUGGGUCGUGGGUGUAUGCCCGAUGUUGUUGCAUAUAGUUCAAUGAUCUAUGGCCUUUGCAAUGCAGGCCGGGUUAAUGAGGGUCUAAAGCUACUUAAUAACAUGCUUUGUGGGGAGUCUAAACCCGAUACCAUAACUUAUAACAUUCUUCUCAAUGGUUUGUGCAAGAGUGGUAAACUCCCCCGUGCAAUCAAUCUCCUAUGUAACAUGUUGGAUCAAGGCUGUGAUCCAGAUUUAAUUACAUGCAACAUUUUCUUGAAGAAUUUGGGAGAGAAAAAGACAUUGGAUAAUGCACGAGAGUUCUUGGACGAGCUUGUCAUUCAGCUAUGUAAGAGAGGAAGAUCUGUAGGUGCUUCGACAGUUGUGGAAGUAAUGCUGCAGAAGUUUCUCCCUCCAGAGGCCUGUACUUGGGAAAAGGUCAUCCGUGACCUUUGCAAGCGUAAGAAGGUUCACAUGUCCAUUGAUAAGUGUCGGAGGGAACUUUUUAGCUGAUUUCACAUGUCACCACACAUUCUAUGUUGUAAAAUUCUUUCACAAAGUCAUUAUCAGUGUAUCAUAAGCAUCUAACAAUUUUCAUAUUUAAAAGAAAAAAUUGUAUCAUGGCCAUUAAUCUGGAGUUUGCUUGACUCCAUUGUCAUAUUCAAUUGAAACUAUAAGCCUUUAGUUCUUUUAA